AUGUCACUAUUUCCGCCAACACCCGAUACCUCUCCACGUCGAACACAAGCAGCUCGGAGCGGCACUAAGCCUGAAGCAAGUUGCGCUCCCCAUCACGGACGGGAAAACAGCCAAGAUCUUCACCGGAGGCAGAGUGUGCGGUUUAUGGGGCCGUGUUCUGUGAAAGGGGAGAAAGGCCUUGGUCAGGGUGCUUACUCCCACACCAGACGAAACUCUAUGGAGAUUGGCCAAGACACUGCGCAAUUGCAACUCAACGAUCAAGAUUCAAGCAGCGUUCACAGUUAUAGUUUGGCCAACAACGUCAAGGAGCUUUCGAUUCUACACCAGUCAUGCCAACCUCCCAAACCCUCGCCUUCAGCUCCCGUCACCGGUAUUGCGGCCGACUAUCUCUAUGCUCUUGUCGCCAGCGAAGAUUACUACACGCCAGAAGAUAACAUCGCCUCUGCUCCAUCUUCAUACCGUCGUAUCAGAAAGUCCAGAUCAAUGUUCACUUCGGAAGAUCACGAGAGCAGGAAAAGUCAAGACGACUCCGUGUCAUUUGUCAAUGGUAGAGUUCCUCCUACCAGGUCAACACUGGGUAACUCAAGCUACAAGAUGGUCGCCGAUGACAAGGAGAAUGAUCCCAUGACGGGACUGCCGCCGCUGAAAACUCCAAAGUCGAUGAGUUUCUUGAGGACCCGGAGCACUCACUCCCGAUCAGACACACAUAGGGCCAGCUUGGACCAAAUGCAUAGUCCUCUUGAAGCCCCCAGUGUGCUGGGCAAUGGGUCCCAUGCCAGCGAACGAGGUACCCCACGUCUUGUUUCCAAAGCUUCAACAAUCUUCAGUGCACGGAAUCGAAGAGCCGAGCCAAAAAUGCGAAAAUCGCUUCGGAGCGCCAGCUGGGGCGAUGACUUGGCCGAAACAAACCCGAACCUCACGCUUCCAACUACACCCUCGGGCAAGGAUGAUGGGUUCAAACGUAAAGCCAGAAAGGUCUCCAAAUCAUUGAAAACGAAGCUGAAGAGUUUCUUCAGUUUGGCCAAAUCUGAGGAUUCGUGCACAAUCCCAGUUCAGCACAUCGACUCUCAGAGAACCCAUGUCAUGGAGGAUGUCGUGUCCAUACACUCCACAGCAUCAGAUCAAGAGGUCGCGGAAAAGAUAGAAUGGGGCUCGAUUCAUCAAGUGCCUUCCAAAAUACCCUCUCUCCAGAUUGUCCCGUCCAACCUCCAUCACUCAAACAAGGGAAGCCUCGAGAGCCUUAGGAGUGAACGAGAACGCAAUAUUUCGGAUGACAAGUCAUUGACCACCUGGGUUCACUCAGGCCCUAGCACUCUAACCAGCCAGCAACAAGAAGAAUGGAGAGAGUGGGAGCGACAACGUCUUUCCAUUAUCAAGGAAGGCGGCACGCACGCCCCCUCGCCAUCGAUCCACAGACAAGCCCUCGGGACUCAGUUAUUUCAACGCUUCGAUGGCUCGACGACACAAACUAACCCACCUGGUUUGGGUGUAGAUAGUCAACGAGUGUACUCUGCUUUGAUGAAGCGGGUGCGCGAUAUGCACAACCAGACAUUUCCAGCUGCGGAACAGCAACGCGAACCCGGGAGUUUGACUCACGCAUUUCUCCGCGAAAGAUCAUCACUUCGAUCUUUGAGCAAAGCACGACAUUUCUAUCAUGAUACAGAUCAUAUCGAUACCCCAACGCGCGCUUCAAGAAAAAGCAGUUUGUCUGGAUGCCAGGAAGCUCAAGUCCACCAACAGGGAAUGCGUUCCUCGUCCGCAAUGACCUCACGGUCUGCCGAGACCGGAUGGGGUGACUCAAAAGCUACUCGACCUGGCGUCCAAGCUGGCAGGUCAAAGACUGCCCCUGCUCCCGCAUCUAGCUCACAGAAAAUGCAUCAAGAUCCCUUCACAGAGCAUGACAGUGACGCACUGGGAGUUCAGGAUCAUCAAUUUGAAGGCCAACAGCUUCACGACAACCUUGGUCAGAACUCAGCCGCCUCAAACACGCCUGGUUCACAUCUGUUCCGAACAACAAGUCCGUUCCGGCGUACUUUGCGGGAAUCUAUGGAGGCUGAAUACAGUGCUAUAGCACAGGCAAUCCAGGAAUCGAUUCAUCAUAUCAGCUCAGACGACGACACGCGCAUCCGUUACUCUGGUCAAAUCGAUCCUGCCUCAAAGAAUAGAACUGAGGUCACGGACAACAACGACUACACUGAGAGUGUGUAUUCUACAGACGAGAUCGGGAACGGUCCGUUGAAUGGGGCAUUGGAUGAUAGCUACAGUCUGUGCAACAGGAGAUCUGUAGGCUCGCCUCUCGCUUACCAUCCGGCGAAUCAUCGGAUUGAGUCCUCAGCCAGCUCUGUUGACUGGAAGACCUGGCUAUCAGCAAAUAUUGGCAAGGAUGAACCGUCUCCUUCGACCCCAGUGGAAGUUGCAUACGCCAUUCCAACGAUGCCCAACAGCUUUCCCAAUCGUCAUGUCCGUGAGUCUACACAAAUCAACGAAGAAUGCGAGGAUGAUGGUGGCGUGUACGAACCUCCAACCCAUCGGCUGUCACUUCCAAUUUCUCCCUUGGCGACAAUCGAGCCCAACGUCGUAAAGUUAUCGCCAGAACAGCGCUCAAUCAAGCGUACCACACCACCUCUUUCCGGUAGAGCUUUACUCGAGAAUGAUAGCCCAGGUGCUCCUCCUAUUCCCGCAAAGAGUGUUUUGAGAUGCACCCCUUCGCCACUCAAGCGUUCUGCUGGGCCGAAUCGAGGUCACUACAUGUCACCAUCGAUCACGUCCAGCCCUGGUUUAAGUGCGGCGCUGAGUCCUCCGAAGAUGGCCAUGCACGCCAGGACAGUGUAA
Molecule: messenger RNA, 2832 nt
Organism: Neurospora tetrasperma FGSC 2508
Lineage: Eukaryota; Fungi; Ascomycota; Sordariomycetes; Sordariales; Sordariaceae
Exons: 2
Coding region: 1-2832 (943 amino acids)
Source: RefSeq, a predicted model, not a curated record